Messenger RNA from Geodia barretti, 1583 nucleotides. The record is from the annotation of a GenBank genome assembly. NCBI's taxonomy places the organism in Eukaryota, Metazoa, Porifera, Demospongiae, Tetractinellida, Geodiidae.
AAUUCUCCUUGUGCGAUUGGGCAGGAAAAUCCUGAUCAGUAUGUCUGUGGCGCAGCAGUUGAAAGACCUGAGAAGCGAUGUGCGGACGCUUCUGGACUACGCACAAGCGCUGAAGGCCGAAAACGAACGUUUGCGAGGUGCUUUUAGAGGUUCAUUCGUCUUUCUCAGGAAUAAAGAACAAGAGAAGGUUUUCAGAGCUGUCACGGAAGUUGGUGCUGCGUUUCCAAAGCUCAAGACAGUCCCCGACAUUUCCCUCACCCACAGCAAAGCAACAGUGAGCUUACCCUACGCAAUUCUAUAGCCAUCAUCUACCGAAUGCCUCUGAAGGAUUCACAGAGGAAGCAGCAGGUCUCCUGAAUGGGGAGAAUGAAGCUGGGAGAGAAGUGGGGAAUGAUGAAGCUCAUAAUGAAGGGAGUAUUCUGAAACCUCAGUUAUUCACUACAAGUGACUUAGCAGAUGUACUACUGGAGCACAAUAAGCUGUUGGGCAGACUUCGACAGUACACUAUCUCCAGCAGUAACACCUCAAUACCUACCUCCAGCUCUCCAAACAUCGGAGAGCAUGAUCUGACAGGAGCCGGUGUGGUUGGCUUUAGGGAACAACAAAACAUGAACGAUUUUGCCGUUCAUGUCAGUUGGUCAAAUGGAAGUAGCUUUGAAAUCUACCGAAAUUACCUCGAUUUCUUCACACUGCAGGCAAGAUUAAGGGAAUUAGGGGUACAAAAAACAAGAACUCCGGAACUUCCAUUAUCGGAUCAUCUUCUGGCAGUGUUGGGUCAACUCAGCUCUACUGAGUCACUGUACCAUCGAUACAAGUUGGUCGAUUCAUUUUGCAAAGCAUUGCUGGCAGGUGUAAAGGGAAAGGAAGUUGGAGAUGUUGGCAGGACUUCUGUACUGAUCUUCUUUGUUCCCCGUCUCCGAGACAUACAAAUAGAAACUACCAGGCUGGACAGUAGCUACAGUUUUGAAGCAGAAGGAGAGAGUGACUUGGACAGUGAAGACUGCCUUGGCUUCCUGUCUUCAGUUGCUCUUGCUCACGACCAGAAGUGGUACAACACACACAGCGACCGGUUGGAUGCUCCGGAAACGGACCAACCAGAGAAGCCGAGAGCGAGAAAGGCAGACCUCAGAUUCACAAAGCCGUCCCUCGCACAUCCUGUCCUCACCCACAUGCACUCUGCACCCACGACACACCCAGUAGCCGUACCCCAUCGCGAUCAAACACCGAAACUCCCCAUUCUGAAGACCUCCUCUUCUCUCGACAGUGAACCCACUACGGUCCGCGUCGGGAGCGACGGCGGGGAAGUGUGGCCGGCUGAUUUCAGACAUCGUUCCUCAAAUAUUCUCAGUGGAGGAGAGGGAGCUCUCACUAGAGUCAAAGCCCUCUGUGUGAAGAGUGGCAACAUGGACUGGGGGGUACGGGAGACCUCAGCUGGCCACGCGAACCAGAAAAAUAGCGCGGAAGAUGGAAGAGAACAGAACACUAGCACAGAUGGCGGAGAAGAACUUUCGAUGUCAAACAGUUUGAUUUAUCCUCAUUGGAGCCUCAACUUGAUUUCAACUCAGAAUUUUUUAUCCGUUUUU